Seminavis robusta is the source of this 2308-nucleotide messenger RNA. The record is from the annotation of a GenBank genome assembly. NCBI's taxonomy places the organism in Eukaryota, Bacillariophyta, Bacillariophyceae, Naviculales, Naviculaceae.
GUGCCGAAGUUCCUCCCUUUUGGGUUCCUGCCAGAAUAAAGUGAGGAACGGCUGGCAGUUUCCACUUUUGGUUGUUCUGGUCCACGCAUUCCCAUGUUGUAGUGCUAGCUGUACUCGUAGUGGAAGUUGUACUUGUAGUGGGAAGGGACUUCUUCUGGUUGGACAUGGUUGGUUCAGUACUAGUACUUGCAGUGUUGUCUUCAGUGUUGUCUUCAGGGGAAAGCAAAAGCGAGAUCAUCUGAAGCAAGAAGAGCAGACAGAUCAAGACAAACAGAAAAAUCAUCAAAGGUCGUCUCUUGCGGCUUUCUCGGACUGUCACUGACACUCUCAUUGUACCAACGAUACCAACUACAUGUAUAAAACAAUCAUCCUGUUACUCCUCCAUCUACUAUGUCAUGGGAACAGGGAGAGCAGGAUCACAGAGGCACAGGGAAAGACCAAGCAAGAAAGAAGAGGGUCAAGUGUUGACGAUGGUUUGAGAGUCACGAACCUGUGGGUCACGUUUGGUACAAAAAUUUGCUUCCACGCGUCAAUGCUCAAAGAUCCGUGUCAACACGAGAAAAAGUGAGGCUGUGAUCGGAGGUUGAUGGUGAUGAGUGAUGAGACAAUGGGCAAGCCACAGUGAUUGAAACCAUACAGAUACAUACAUACAAGACCAGCAAGCAGUAUACAUUACAAUCAACGCUAUAGAAUAGCAAGAUGAUCAAGUUUGUCGGUCUAUUGAUGGCAGCUGCCAUGAUUAUGAGCAGUUCCGUUGUAUCUGGUUCGUUUGUGGAAUCUCGGAAUCGUCUUCCCAUGUCGCUUUCCGGUGUGAUUUCCGAGUUGCAAGACAGCGUCACCGAGUUGAGCACGGCUUGUAUCAUUCCGUCUCGUACUCUUACGGCUACUGAAAAGCAGUCCAUUCUACAAACCAUUCUAGGCGGUGCACCCGACGCCAACAGCAAGGCCAUGGCCACGGAUCAAGGAUUGGCCGUCUGUCAACCAUCCAGCCUCGACGAAAUCGUCAAUUCUGCCGUGGCGUGUCAGGGAUCUGUCAUUUUUGUCCCCAGCAACACGGAUCUCACACAAGGAGAAGGAUUGAUGGAAAUGCUAGGGCCUGCCAUGGAACGAAUCCUUUCUACUAGCACUAGCAAGGGAAGUCUCGUCGUUGUUUGUAACGAACAAAUGGGCGCCAAAGUCACACAAGCCAAACUAGAAGCCGCGGCAGCACCCAUCUUGCAAUCCCUUACCGACAAGAAAACAAUCAAGUCACUACAAGAUGUAUUCUCCUCCGUCACUUAUGUUACGGCCAACCAAGUUCAGGACACUCUACUUGCCAAUACCAAGACUAGCCCGGCGGAUGUCAUGGCACUGGUCAAGACCGUCAUGGAACAAGCCGCAUCCGCAACACCUACUAGUUCCAUGUGGGACCAAAAGAUGGCCAAACAACCCGUCGAAUUGGCAGCCGCCCGCAAACUACUCACGGUCUAUAAGCAAGUCCUCGACAAUGCCAAUCGCGUCAUUAAUGAUGCCACCGCCUCCAAUACAGCUCUAGUAACCGAUUUUGGUGCCCUCGUCGAUGCUACUUUGAAACAAGCGCAGGAUACAUUUACGAACGAGAACAAAAAGUUAUUGGGCACGGCUGUCGGAAAGCAAUUGUCGUCUUCUUUGUCCACUGAAUUGACAUCUGGAUGGAUGCAUGGGGCGUUUGAAGCACAGCUUGGGCUCUUGCAAGAUGCAUCGUUUGCUACCUUUCGACAAGCCCUCGGAAAAUUGCGUCUGGGACCGACUCUGUCGAGCGAUAUGACUGCCAUUGUCCAAGACACGGUCCAGCAAUUUGCCAAGACGGUCCAGGGAUUGUUGCCCUCUUCUGGCAGUAGUAGUGGCAAGACUCGUGCCGCCGAUUCCCGGGCGGCAUUGUCCCGUCGUUUGACCGAAUUCUGUCACGAUCGAUUGCAAGCGGCCGAAGCCAGUGGACAGUUCAAACCCGUUCCCCGCAAGGGUGUUACGGUCGGUAUGCAUUGGUUGUUGCCCAAACCAUUUGGCAAUGAUUUCCGACAAGAACCGUGGAUGACACAUGCCACCGAUAACAUGGUGUACGUUCCUCGUCGACCUACCAAAGUGACCGAAGUACCGGAAGAAUCCAUUAUUCAAACAGGAGAUUGGAGAGAUCAAGUGGUUCCCAGUCCGGCCGGACGGGAUAUGGUGUUUAUGCAGUAGGUAGUUACAGUAGUUCUGUAAGUACGGUAGUUAGUUGUUACUAAAAAAGAGUGAGUGACUGAGUUUGGUACAUGUAGUUGGAGGGAGAGACAAGCAGGUACAACGGUGG